Messenger RNA from Trichoderma virens Gv29-8, 858 nucleotides. RefSeq lists its product as uncharacterized. The coding region runs from base 1 to 858 and encodes 285 amino acids. The transcript is spliced from 2 exons. Gene Ontology annotation, molecular function: (3R)-hydroxyacyl-[acyl-carrier-protein] dehydratase activity. The record is from RefSeq and is a predicted model, not a curated record. Gene Ontology annotation, cellular component: mitochondrion. NCBI's taxonomy places the organism in Eukaryota, Fungi, Ascomycota, Sordariomycetes, Hypocreales, Hypocreaceae.
AUGCCAGCUCCCCAGAUCAAAUCAGCUGCGGAAGCAGCGUCUCAUUUGAUGGAACACUUCGCGCACAAAGUCACCAAGCGUAGCCAAUACAUCGACCCGAAUCAAAUACAGAAGCUUGCAAUAAUGCUCGGUCGACCAGUCCUCAACGGCCACGACACACGCCGGAUGAAUGCGCCCGCGGGCACACCAAUCCCCCCUGCUCAUCACCUUGUUUAUUUCACGCCUGACGAUCUCGAAGCUCAACUUGGUGCUGACGGGAGUGACCGGACGUUCAACGCGCCUGCCCCUUUUACAAGGAGGAUGUGGGCAGGUGGUAAUAUGAAGUUUGAUAAAAGUAACCCCCUGAGAGUCGGGGAGGAGGCGGAAGAGCACACAAAGCUGAUCAGUGCGGUGGCGAAGACGAGUAGAUCUGCUGGUGAGAUGGUACUCGUUGAAGUAGAAAAAAAGAUGUAUGGAUCACAAGGAUUGGCAUUGGUUGAUACACGGUCAUGGGUGUUUCGUCCAGUGCUACACUCCAAUUCUCGAGAGGGUGUAGCGCUUAGGAGCGUCAACGGUAACAUCCUAGCCCCGUCUUCUAUUUCUGAUGAUUGGACUCGAACUGCCGAGGGUCACCCUGGCGUUGUGGUACAUGGGCCUCUCAAUGUGAUUAACUUGCUAGACUACUGGAGAGACGUUCAUGGAAGCGGCACAGGGCCCGAUGAAAUCAGUUAUAGGGCCAUGUCACCAGUCUAUGCUGGUGAGGAGUAUCAGAUACGAACUUUGGACAUACUGGAGGCUACUGACAGCAAAAUAUUUGAAGUGGUAGCAGAGAAGGAUGGAAUUGUCAUCAUGAAGGCCUCGAUUAUCAAAAAGACAUAG